Messenger RNA from Prosopis cineraria, 1754 nucleotides. RefSeq lists its product as uncharacterized. Gene Ontology annotation, cellular component: endoplasmic reticulum membrane. The transcript is spliced from 5 exons. Gene Ontology annotation, molecular function: hydrolase activity, acting on ester bonds. Lineage: Eukaryota; Viridiplantae; Streptophyta; Magnoliopsida; Fabales; Fabaceae. Bases 327 to 1364 code for a protein of 345 amino acids. Gene Ontology annotation, biological process: GPI anchor biosynthetic process. The record is from RefSeq and is a predicted model, not a curated record.
GUGCAUCAUCGGAGAUCAAAGCUCCUCACGAGAUUCUGGUCCAAGCCUUGGCCCCCUUCUUCAUCCGCACUGAACGUCCAACACUACCCUCAAAUUCCAUAUCCAACUUGCUCUCUUCUGACUCGCUUCUUCUUCUUCCGAGUCACUCAGUCACUCUGCUCCACUCGUUCCGAGAUCAUCCUUCUUCACUCCCUUUUUCUUCUUCGUCAAUCAAUGUAAUCCCAUCAUUCACUUUCUUUCUUCGUCCAUGCAAAACCCUCCCGGUCGCCGUCGAUUUUGAGGGAAAUUGGAAGGUUGUUGUUUCCCCUUUUGACUGCGCAUUUUUCAUGAAUCGGAUGGCUCCGUUUCAUUGGGUCUUCUUCGUUGCUACUCUCUGGUGCCUUCUUUGUGGCCUGGACGCCAGCGAUGGGGAUGCUGAUCCGCUUUACAAGAGAUGUGUGGAACAGUGCGAGAAAACUGGAUGUGUAGGGACUAGAUGCUUUCAACAUUGUAAAUUUUCAUCAGAUGGGAAGCCCAUUGAUGGUCCAUGGUAUAUGCAUGAACCCCUUUACCUGAGGUGGAAACAGUGGGAUUGUCGCACUGACUGUCGCCACUACUGCAUGUUAUCUAGAGAGGAAGAAAGAACAAAACUUGGUGACAAGCCUGUCAAGUAUCAUGGAAAAUGGCCAUUUCAGCGUGUUUAUGGGAUUCAGGAACCUGUGGCUGUUGCACUGUCUGCCCUUAAUCUUGCUGUGCAAUUCCAUGGUUGGGUAUCCUUUUUCAUUCUUGUGUACUACAAGUUGCCUUUGAGACCAAGUAAGAAGACUUACUAUGAGUUCACCGGCUUGUGGCACAUCUAUGGGAUACUAUCAAUGAAUUCAUGGUUUUGGAGUGCGGUAUUUCAUAGUAGAGAUGUGGAAUUAACAGAAAAGCUGGAUUGUUCUUCUGCUGUGGCUUUGCUGGGAUUUACCCUCAUUCUGGCAAUAAUCCGAGCUUUUAAUUUGAUAGAUGAGGCGUCAAGAGUCAUGGUUGCUGCUCCCCUGAUUGCUUUUCUGACAACUCAUAUCCUGUUUCUAAAUUUCUACCAACUUAAUUAUGGUUGGAAUAUGAAAGUGUGCCUUGUGAUGGCUGUUUCCCAGCUUUUAAUUUGGGCAAUUUGGGCUGGUAUUUGCCGUCAUCCGGCUCGGUUGAAGUUAUGGGUGGUGGUGGUGGGAGGAGGGCUGGCUAUGCUUUUGGAGAUAUAUGACUUCCCACCUUACAUGGGAUAUGUGGAUGCUCAUACUCUUUGGCAUGCAACCACAAUUCCUCUUUCAUACCUAUGGUGGAGCUUUAUCAGGGAUGAUGCUGAGUUUACUACCACAUCUCUUCUCAAGAAGGUGAAAUAGUACUUGACUCAGUGGACAUAGUACUUCAGGGAGUGGAUUAGACAUGACAUGGUUUCUUUUGUUUGUGAAUUAGUACUCUCUUUUUCCUCGUGUAUGCAUUUGAUUCCAAUGCUUUCCACGAUGGUUCCCUUAUUGGGUUUGUUUGGUUUCACCUCCCUCAUGUGAGGGAUCCUUUUCCUUUUCUCCCUGGAAUCUACAUUUGCUUUGCCUAGUUCUUUGUUUUAAAAAGUCCCUUCCUUCUUGACAACCACUAUCAGCCCCAUAUAUUCUCAAAGAAAUGAAGGAAUAACAAAAAUGGGUUUGAACUAAUGGCUGAGUGAAAUGAAGGAAUAGUGUGACUAGCAAACUUUGAGACUUUCCAUGAAAAUGAAAAUGAUACACAUUUUCAUA